Molecule: messenger RNA, 943 nt
Organism: Lepisosteus oculatus (spotted gar)
Lineage: Eukaryota; Metazoa; Chordata; Actinopteri; Semionotiformes; Lepisosteidae
Source: RefSeq, a predicted model, not a curated record
AUUAGGGGUUUUUUAGCGCACAGGAAACAAAGCCCAAGGAAUCGCAUAUCUUGAUGGCGUCUGUGGGGCUGCAGAUUUUGGGAGUUUCGCUGGCGGUGAUCGGGUGGCUUGGAGACAUCAUCAUCUGCGCUCUCCCCAUGUGGAAGGUGACGGCUUUCAUCGGCAGCAACAUCGUGACGGCCCAGAUCAUCUGGCAAGGGCUGUGGAUGGACUGCGUGGUGCAGAGCACCGGGCAGAUGCAGUGCAAGGUCUACGACUCCAUGCUGGCUCUCCCCACAGACCUCCAGGCAGCCCGAGCCCUGGUCGUCAUCUCCGUGCUGGUGGCGAUCUUCGGCAUCCUGCUGUCGGUGGCCGGGGGCAAGUGCACCAACUGCGUGGAGGAGGAAUCGACCAAAGCCAAGAUCGGCAUCGCAUCCGGGCUGUUCUUCAUCGUUUCGGGGAUUCUCUGCUUGAUCCCCGUCUGCUGGUCCGCCAACACUAUCAUCAGAGACUUCUACAACCCUCUGGUGACCGAUGCCCAGAGGAGGGAGCUUGGCGCUUCCCUCUACAUUGGCUGGGGAGCCGCGGGGCUCCUUCUCGUCGGAGGAGGACUGCUGUGCUGCCACUGUCCCCCGAAGAAGGACCGUCAGUACAUCGCCAAAUAUUCUGCAGCAAGGUCCAACGCUACUGGAGGGGCUUAUGUGUAAAGCCACGAGGGGGAAAAUUGAAUAAAUAGACGGAAUCCCCCCCCCCCAUAGACCUGGUAUCUGGCAGGCGUGCCGCAGAGGCUCCGGUUUCCAUCUCCCCGCUGGUUUGCAGACUGACACCAAAUUCAGGUGGACGUUCCUGGUGUGCCCUUUUUUUUUUUUAUUGUGCUGGACUUUCUUGGAGUUUUGUAAAGUGUUUUAAACUAGCUUUUAGUCAAGGUUGAGAAAUGCAAUAAAAUUCAAUUUUAAUGAAUUGA